Molecule: messenger RNA, 741 nt
Organism: Esox lucius (northern pike)
Lineage: Eukaryota; Metazoa; Chordata; Actinopteri; Esociformes; Esocidae
Product: extensin-like
Exons: 3
Coding region: 1-741 (246 amino acids)
Source: RefSeq, a predicted model, not a curated record
AUGGCUCCUGGUCUAGACAACAUCUCAGACCGUGUUCUACAAGGGCCAGACAACAAACAAGAUGCAUCAACCCAAGACUCCACCUUCCAAACCCUCAACCCGGCCCCUGAAGACUCCACCUACCAAACCAUGAACCCGGCCCCUGAAGACUCCACCUGCCAAACCAUGAACCCGGCCCCUGAAGACUCCACCUACCAAACCCUCAACCCGGCCCCUGAAGACUCCACCUACCAAACCAUCAACCCGGCCCCUCAAGACUCCACCUACCAAACCAUCAACCCGGCCCCUGAAGACUCCACCUACCAAACCAUCAGUCCGGCCCCUCAAGAUUCCACAUACCAAACCAUCAACCGGCCCCUCAUGACUCCACCUACCAAACCAUCAACCCGGCCCCUCAAGACUCCACCUACCAAACCAUCAACCCGGCCCCUGAAGACUCCACCUACCAAACCAUCAGCCCGGCCCCUCAAGAUUCCAACUACCAAACCAUCAACAGACUCCACCUACCAAACCAUCAACCGGCCCCUGAAGACUCCACCUACCAAAAUCAACCCAGCCCCUCAAGACUCCACCUACCAAACCAUCAACCCGGCCCCUGAAGACUCCACCUACCAAACCAUCAACCCGGCCCCUCAAGACUCCACCUACCAAACCAUCAACCGGCCCCUCAAGACUCCACCUACCAAACCAUCAACCCGCCCCCUGAAGACUCCACCUACCAAACCAUCAACCGGCCCCUGA